Mesorhabditis belari is the source of this 579-nucleotide messenger RNA. The record is from the annotation of a GenBank genome assembly. NCBI's taxonomy places the organism in Eukaryota, Metazoa, Nematoda, Chromadorea, Rhabditida, Rhabditidae.
AUGCUUUCACGGGGGAUCCUCAACCGACUCCCCAUUUUGAAGAGCUCUUCGUGGCGCGAGGUUCAUCAUCACAUGGAAAGACAGGAUUUGCAAUUAUAUCUCGGAAUUCGACGCUCAAACCCAAAUCGAGCCAAUCGUAACACUCAUGUGAAUGAACGUGCGUUUCGAAAAUUGCGUGGCAAGAAGACGAUUCUCAUGGAUCUACCCGAUCACGAGGAACAAAAGGAAUUGGACAGCCUCCCGCCUGAUCGAUUGAGGAUUGAGUUGCUUAAGAAAGGCAUCAACCCGUACAAAGAUAUAUCACCUCGAGUCUGGCAGGAGGCACAAACAACGACUUCUUCUUUUUACGCUGUUAUUGAUCCAUAUGUCACUUUGGAAGAAAAGCUGCCGUUUUGGACGAAUCAACCGAUAGACAACGGCAAAGCAAAAUUCAAGGAACUAACGCAAGCCGGUCUGCACCGCUGGCAUACCUAUAGAAAUGGAACGAGAAGGAUAAAAAACAAAGAGGGAUUUGCAUCUUUUUCGAAAAAACAUUUGGACCGACCGCAGAACAUGUUUAUGUUGAAGCACACAAGGCUC